Messenger RNA from Dendronephthya gigantea, 1617 nucleotides. RefSeq names its product protein lap1-like. The coding region runs from base 79 to 1617 and encodes 512 amino acids. The transcript is spliced from 6 exons. Lineage: Eukaryota; Metazoa; Cnidaria; Anthozoa; Malacalcyonacea; Nephtheidae. The record is from RefSeq and is a predicted model, not a curated record. Gene Ontology annotation, molecular function: protein binding.
AUCAUGAGGCAUUUAGUAUUGAUAUUUUGUUAUUUUUUCUUAUUAUUCUAUUAUGUUCAUUAAAAACGUUUAAAAGAAAUGGGAAAUGUUGAAUUUACCAGUCAUCUCGAGAAAGAUCAACUGAACAGUCUAUCGUCGGAAAAGUUGGAUUUGAGCAGACGUUUGACUUCUUACCAACUGGAUCAGCAUCUGCGAAAUGAAGUGGUUGAAGAAAAUCCUGGUCUUGUGGAAAUUCCUGCCCGACUAUUUGCUCAUAUUUCUUUUUAUGAAACAUUAAUUGUUUCAUUUCAUUGCAUAACACAGAUUCCUCAAGAACUUCCACUACAAUUGCCUCACCUAAUUCAUCUUAAUUUGAAUUUUAACCGAAUUUCCAGCUUGCCUGAAUCUUUUGGCAUGUUAAUCCACCUUGAAAUACUUGAACUGUCGCAUAAUCUGUUAUCAAAACUGCCGAACUCAUUUUCUCUGCUGAAAUCACUUCAAAAGCUUGAUCUUUCUAACAAUAAGUUAAGAGCAUUACGUGAUGAUAUGGAUAAUCUAAAAAAGUUGAAGAAGCUGAACGUGAAUAAUAAUUUUUUGGAACAAAUACCGCUUUCACUUUGUUUAAUCGAUAGUUUAGAAGUUCUGGUGUGUUUAAACAACCGUUUAACUACACCUCAUCAAGAUAUCUGCGAUAAAGGUCUUGCUAGCAUUAGACAAUAUUUUGAAAAGGAACACGCAUUACCUCUACCACGGCAAGAAGAUAUUGUAAAUAUAUUUCCGCGUGUGCGAAAAGGUGAUGCAUUUACUCAUCCAAAUUUGAACACUGCUAUGACGCAAUUAUACAACGAAACACAGACACAAAGUUUUCAUAUGAAAGUGAAAGUAAAGACACCGCUUCUUCCCCCGACAAUGGCGACCACAUUUCCACCGGAUGAAUUGUCUAACAAGAUUAUUGGUUGUAUCUACGGUGCAGCUAUUGGCAGUGCUCUUGGGUACUUAACUGAUUUCUUAAGCAAGAGUGAAUGUGCAUUUUAUUAUGAUAAAGAACAAUUAAACUACUGUGACAUCAUAAAUGAUAUUCAUAGAAACAAUUUCGAGAAAGGAUGCUGGACACAUUCAUUUGAUCAAAUGAUAUUGAUCUUGGAUUCCAUUCUUUCCUGGGGUGGAGUGGUCGACGAACUUGAUGUCGCGCGUAGGUUAGCAUCGUGGAAUAAAAAUGGAUUUUCAGAGUUGGGUGAAAUAAAAGGUCCGGAUUUCAAAGGCUUAUUUGGAAAGAUCUUGAACGAUGCUGAAUAUACAAAAGAUCCUCAUUUUGUAGCAAAAAUGAUAAGUCAUGAAAAGCAGUAUUGUUCAAAUGCCGCAGUAGCACGAACCGCUGUUUUAAGUGUUUCACAUUUUUAUGACUUGGACGAAGUUUGUGCCAACGCCGCGAGAAUAUGUAAAUGUACUCAUGCAGAUGCAAGGUGUAUCGCAAGUUGUGUCGCGGUAAAUACCAUCAUUGCUCUUCUUCUUCAGGGUAAACAUGACUUGAAUGACAAUGAUUCUGUGGAAGCAAUCUUAUUUGAAGCUGCAGAAAGAUCUAAAAGAUAUCUGGAUGAUGGCUCUCAAGUGAGUGAAAUAAAUAAAUACGUGGAAUGA